AUGUCCCUUUUUCCGUGGCUUCCACUUCAAACCAUGCUCUCCAUCAACCCCCAGAUCCUUUCACCGGUGUUCAGACUAGCAGUAUGCAACACGUGGACCCUUUCGCCCAGACUGACCCCUUUGCCGCUGCUGCCGCAUCAGGGAACUUUGCUGUUCAGUUUCCACAAGAUCCAUUCGGAGGUACAGCGUCCGUUGGAGGAGCUCAUCCGGUAA
This is a messenger RNA of Cooperia oncophora, 213 nucleotides long. The record is from the annotation of a GenBank genome assembly. Lineage: Eukaryota; Metazoa; Nematoda; Chromadorea; Rhabditida; Trichostrongylidae.